Plasmodium vivax (malaria parasite P. vivax) is the source of this 3485-nucleotide messenger RNA. RefSeq lists its product as hypothetical. Lineage: Eukaryota; Apicomplexa; Aconoidasida; Haemosporida; Plasmodiidae. The record is from RefSeq and is a predicted model, not a curated record. Bases 1 to 2982 code for a protein of 993 amino acids. The transcript has a single exon.
AUGAAACUAAAAAGACAGGUGAUAUUCGCCAAAAAAAGGAAAUUCACACAGGGGGGGUGCCGCUUCAUCCUCACCAAUAGGGAGUUACAGAGCAAGCUAAAGAACAACAGCCACCUCGUUAGGCUAAUAAAGGAUGUCAUUCCAAGUGAGCAGAGAGAAAAGGGCAUCAGCCAGGGGGACGACGCACAGAUCACCCAUUUGGGAUUCUGCUACCUUUACAAAAAUGUUACCAUUAACAAAGUGGGGAGAAGAAAAGGCAUGCCGUAUGAACCGUCUGGUGAAUACGCCGGUGGUGUGCUCUCCAAUUUGAGGAAUGAGGACUCCCUCGGCUGGUACCAUGAAGUUGUGCUUAGCUAUGACGAAGCGGGAAAAGGAGGCAAACUUGCAAGCAGAGCCAAACAUCUAAGCGGGGGCAACAUAAAGGAGGUCUACUCCUACGUGAUGAAUUCCCUGAAGACGCUGACCCCCCAGCAAGUCCUCCUAACGUUGCACAGCUUCAUCAUGCACGGCGUCCAGGUGGAGCACUUGAAAAAAAUAAACGAGCAUGUGAUAAAUAACAUUUUUAAUUUCAAAACGAGUGAGCUGAUUUUAAUUCACCUGUUUUAUGUCUCCUUCGAGGGGAGCUGCGGAAAUGGGCCGGCUGGCGAAUCGCCCGGGGUGGUGGGGCGUCCAAGUGGUUCUGCCAUUUGCGGUGAUACUGCCAUUUGCGGUGAUACUGCCAUUUGCGGCGAUACUGCCAUUUGCGGCGAUACUGCCAUGUAUGGCGAUACUUCCACCUCGGUUGAGCCCCCUUUGGGAAAAGACGAACGUGCCCACCACUACGCUGGCGCUGAUGGUGAGGGUGCCUCGUCCCUCUACAUAACCAACCGCGUGAACCAUGAAAUUCGCUCCACUGCGAAGGAACUGAUAAGAUACACCUCCCAUUUGUUUUACAAGAGGAGAGAGCAAUUGCUCCUAAACCAAAUUGAGGAAAUACUAUUCAUAUGGAGCAAGUACAAUGAGUAUCAAAAGGAACUAUUCGACCACUUCAUCAGAGUGAUCGAAGGGUCUAUGCAUUCGUUAAAGGUGGGCAAUAUUGAGUUCAUUUUAAAGGGGGAGUCUUCCCCUCUGGUCAAAAUUAAAAAGGAGUCCAUUCAUGAGGUGAAUAAAUUUAACCUCCUCAUUAAAUGCUUUUAUCACCUUUCUGGAAUUAAAAAAAUAACCCUCUUGGAGGAGACCCGCCGGAAGUACUUCUCCCAGUUUGCACUCUUCCUGGGGGAUAAUUUUGGCCUAUUAACUCAGUUACCCCUCCGCAAGUUGUUCAUGCUUUUGCGAGUGGGUGAAGUAGCAGGAAAAGGGGUUGACCCUUUGGGUGAGCACACCGAUGCGAAGUGCGAAAUGGAGAAGGGGGACCGCCUAAAGUGCCACCUGUUAAACCUUAUCGACGGUAGGCUAAAGCAAACAAACCAGAAUCACCACUACGGAAGGAGGACCCACCCAAAGGAGGCGUCCAAAAAUGAGUCCAAGUGCGUACAGGUGUUAGACGCUAUCGGUGCAUACUACUCAGAUGGGUGUAGUUCAGAUGGCAACUGCAUCAGCAUGAAGGAACCACCUACCUGUGGCGGUACCGAUCAAACUUGCGGGGAGGCGCACAACGUGGGUGAGUCGAGGGGGGAAGCCCACUCAGACACGUCACUCCCUCAAAUGAACAACAGGGGCAACCCGAUCGGUGGGCCGAAAAAUUGCACCCAUCGCGCUGAAAGUAGCCAUAUAGCUCCCCACGAACACCGCGGAAGGGACCAACCAGGCGUGCCCAAUUGCACCCCAAACUUAACAUUUCUGAGCAACAUUAAUGAGUACAUUGCGGUGGGAAGUGAACCCUGCAAGAAGUACCUCCCUACCCUUCUUUCCAUUUUGAAAGGGCAAAAAAAAUUCCAGCACAUGCUCCUUUACUUUAUAAAUCAUUUGGACGUAGGAAGCGGCGCGAAUGUGUUGCUCCCAUACAUCAAGUUGACAUGUGAACAUGUUAGCAAUGUUUAUGUGCUGUCCUACAUGGGGUACCUUUACAAAUGCGCCAUCACGAGCAAGGAUUUUUCCAGCCGAGCCAAUUUUAAUUUAGAGAAAGUAGCGGCAUUACUGUCAACUUUGCACAGACGUAUACGUAGCGAUUGUGAGGCUGUGCAGGGAGGCAAACACAAUGGCAAUCCCUCGAAUGUUUCACCAAAUGGGAGAACAUUUCACCAAAAUAACGAACGAUUUCUCGCGUCCCUGCGCGAAAGUAACCCAAAUGUGUAUGAACAUGUUCAGGCAAAUCUGAUCAACUUAAACUUAAAGGAAAUAAAAAAUUUGGACGAGUUCCUUUUCCAUUAUGCGUACAAACAUAUGGUGAAUGAUACGUUCGAAUAUUUGGAAAAUGUGUUACCCUAUGUGAAUAGCCAACCGUUGGUCAAUCACCUUCUGUGGCUCUUUGUGCAGAUAAAUAAUUACUACAGUGUGCAUUCCAAGGGAGGAGCCCCACGGGGUGAAAAAAUUGCUACAUUAUUUUUCCAAAAAAUUUGCAUUUUGAAUUUUUUAACCUCAUACCAGGAUAGAAGUGAUAACUGUUACGAAGCGGUGAAGAAUAUUUUAACCUACGUGCGUCUCGAAAAGGAUGUUGAGAGGGCCCUUUCAAAUUAUGUGUUAAAAUUAUAUUUUAAAAAAUUUACUGGCCCAUUUGGUAAUGAAGAUAUGCUUUCCUAUAUUACGAACAUCCUCCAAAAAUUGGCCAACUGUAGUUGCGCCUUAACGUAUCAGAAUGAUGGGACGUUUCUCAUAUGCUCAAAUGGGACUGACCAGGUGAGCACCCCCCUACUGGGGGGCCAAAUUAUUCACAUAAUAAAUACGCUCAUGCAAAAUGGCUGUUGCGCCCAUUUGCUUAACUUCCUCGUUUUGGUAAAUGCCGGGGUUAGCUUUGGCACUCUCUUUGGCGGAAUAAGGAACCAUCUGUAUUCCUACGCAUUUUAGCUUCCUCCCCAAGACCGUUGCCGAGUUACCCAUUUGGUCAUCCCAUCAUAGGUGUGGCAAUCCCAUCAUAGGUGUGGCAAUCCCAUCAUAGGUGUUCCAAUUUUACGGAUGCGCCUUUUUUUUUUUUAUUCGCGUUCUCACCCCCUUUUCAUUCGUACCGCUCUCCGCGUUACUCACAAGUUGAGGUGCCCCCAAAUGGGGACCCCCCCCCGUGCUAUGUGCGGUGGAAAUAACGGACGGGCUGCUUGUUUACGUUUCCUUGGGGUGGAAUACCACACCUGCAAAAUGCCCCUCUCCAUUUUUGCUCCCUUCGGAGAGAUAUACCAAAACGGUUAACAUGUUCAGUCUACCCCGCUCCGUCUUUGCCUUUUGGAAAGCCAUUUGAAAGAACGCAAAAAAUUAUGAAAAUUGCUAACCAUUUCGCCUUUUUUGCAAAUGUUUACAACUUUUACAAACACUGGUCAUCCCGCAGACGCGCCGAGCCACCGCCGCCAUCCCAAAGG